GUUGGGGGUUGUGGCCACAGGAAAAUUUUCCGUGCAAGAAGAAUUGCGGAAGAAUUAAUUAAUGUAAAUGACGUAACCAAGAAGGCAGUGAAAGAAAUCCUUGUUGACAGCUGAUUUUCGUAAACUAAUCGACAUAUUGGCAGUAAUACAUUUCUUAGAAAUAUUUGAGUUUUAAAUGGCUUAUAGACUUUUCUCUGCCAACAUUUUGAAGCAUAUUGAUCCAUAUUCCCUCUCAAUGGAAAGAUGAAUGCAGCUGGUAAUCAUGAAUUCUGUCAUGCAAUGAGCUCUUUGAAGAAAUGUGCCACAUUGGAUGAUGAUAUCUGUGAAACUAGAGAUGAUGCUGUAGAAGAUUCAAGCUUAAAAACUUUGAAAAAAGCACGGUUUGUGUGGCAAAUUAAAGGCAAUUACCAUCUCAAAAACUCCAAUUGUGAUUCAGAAUCAAGAGAAAGUUCAGUGUGUUCUCAGUCAGUUGACAGCACUUCAGCAGUAACAGAAAGUAUGAGUCGUAAUUCCAACACAUCUGCAUUUGAAACAAUCACAGACAUGGAACAUUCUCCACCACCAUGUGAACAUCAUCCUCCUGCUACUCAAUCUGGGUCUGAGUUAACCAUUGAAGACCAGCGUCCAUCUUUGCCACCCUUGCGAAUUGGACCUUUCUGUGAUCGUCAUCCACCAACUGCUCAACCUGGGACUGCUUCAACGAAUGAAGGCCAACAUCCUCCAUUACCACCCUUGAGGAUAGGUGCGACUACUGUGAGUUGUGUUGUCUGUGAUACAUUCAACGAAAACAUUAGGAGGGCCUCAUUAAGUCAUGAUGGAGAAAGACCAAGUACACCUAGGCUACCCACUUCGCAUCCAGAUUGGAAUGUUCGAAAGUGGCAAACAAGACAAAUUGCUAAAGCUUUCAUGGACAAUACUAUAAAUUGUGUUCUUGAGGAAAUGGGAUUUAAUCCUAGCCUUGAGUCUGCUCCUGAUUCUGAUUUAGAUGAUGUUUUGAGCUCUAUUAAUUUCCCUCGCGCAGAUGAUGAUAGUGGGGAGGAAGAGGAGGAAGAUGAAAGUGUUGAAAAUGAGGGGAUUCUUUCAGCCAUUCAAAGUCAUGGUCUUCAAAGGCACACUCUCCAGUCAAUAUCUGAUGUAUCUAGCCAGUAUAGAUAUACAAUUAGCUCUCCCACAGAGUGUUCAUCAUCUUCACCCAGCACCUGGGGACCAAAUCAACAAUCACGCCAUCCAAUGUAUGAUGCUGACGGAACUGAUCGUACCAGCGAUAGUACCAGUGAUGAUGAUGAUGAAGAAGAAGCUGGUUGCACUCAAGAUACCUGUGUUUCAUCUUCCUGUAAAUGUAUGCAUUCACCUAUUCCUAAAGUGAAUGGUGUUUCUCAAUCUAGCAUGUGUUCCACAUCAAUCUCAAAUGUUGCUCUUGAAAUCUCUGAUUCUUUAGUUGCACGGCAAUCCAGUAACUCAAGUAGAUCAGAUGAAAAAAAUAAAAUUCCCUCCCUUAUUUCCCAGCGGGAACAUUUGAGAAUAAUUGGUACUGAGGAUGAGAUUUGUAAGAAAAGGCAAGGCAAAGAGAGUGUUAAUUCCAGCUUUUCAAAGCGCAGGUGUGUUGACUCAACUGAUGAAGAUUCAAAAAGUAGUUUUACAUCUUCAUCUCAAUCAACCUCAUCACCAGACCUUGAAGCAGGUGUUAUUUCUAUUGCAUCACAGUCCAGUGGGAGAAAUUCACCAACAUUUGGUCACUUUGAAUUCAUGGAUGCUGCUGUUGCUGUUGCUAUCCAGAAAAAGGGCCUGAGUGCUUUAGCCUGUCAAGAACUUUAGGUAGUUCGUUUUGUUUUGUUUUGUUUUUCUCUGAAGACUUUUGUUACAAUAUUAAUCUGAGAUGAAUGGGUGAUUUAUCAGCAAAAUAUUUUUAACUGGCCAUAUCAAUACAUGUGUCCCUUGAAAAGUAAGGCAUAGCCUUUGCAUAGCAACAUGUUCAAUUUUCUAUGCAACUUUAUGUUACCUAUUUUAAUAUCAAUCAAUACCUCCAUGUUUGUUUCUAUACCCACCAUUAAUCAUUAUUUUAUUCCUCUUUUGUAAGCAAAUCUAAAAAUUGAAUUUUUCACUCUGUUUAUGAUGUACCUUUGCGUGGGUUUCUAUGUAUUGAGUUGUGAUUCGUUUUUAUUUUGCUAAAGUGUGGACUUUUCUAACAAAAUGUUUUAGCCUGAUUCUCCACUAGCUUAUAUUGGUAGAUGAAUUAGAGAUAACAUAACUCCAUCAAUACUUUUGUCAUUGAUUUUAAGGGAUCUGUAAAGAUAAGGACUUAUUGAGAUAGUGGACCAUAUUGUAUACUUAUAUCUACAUACGAAAGGAUUUUGUCAUGUAAGGUUAUUCCCAUUAACAACCAUUGCUGUAUGAUUGUGGCCUCCUUAACCAGUCUAUUCUUAUUUUUUCAGAACCUAAUGUAUGCAUUUUUUUUUUCAUUUUUUUUUUUUAAAUACGUAGGCUCUCACUGAGACAUAAUACCUUCCUAUUGCAUCUGAUGUGCCAUUAGACAAAGGAGGAGGAUGUGAUACUGUAACUGUUUUAACUCUAACUUUAGGUAGAUUUGUUAAUAUAAUGCAGUCAUUUCCAAACUAAACUUUUGUAAUUUCAUGUAUUUUGAUUUCUUUUUGGUGUGUUUUAAAGAUGAGGCUAUUAUACUUUUCUCUCAUUGUUGUUGGUAGUAUCCAAGCUAUUUUAAAACUUGUAUUUAUGACCUCACAUUGGGGGUUCUCUAGUAAUUUAGUGUUACAUUCUUAUAAAGCCAUCAUUUAUAUGUGAUGACCUUGUCUGCUAUUCACUUUUACAAAUCUGACUGAAGAGCUAUUGAUGCAAAGCUCAAUCACUGAUUGCAUCUUUUUCUAUUUUAUUUAAUUUAACAUCCAUGUAGGUGUGAUCAUUUGCAAGCUUUUGUUUGUUUCCGUUGACCAAUAACUUUUAACAGUAAAGUUUAGAUUGGAAAUUUUCUCUAAGUUUAGUAGUCAAAAUGACUCUUUUAAAUUAGAAAUUUCAUUCCUUGAUCAAUUGAAGAUUGAUAAAAGUUUCUUAUCAAGUAAGAAUGUAAACUUUGUUUUCAGUUCACAUUUUAUUGCAGAUGUACAAUAUCAAUAUCAUUAAAGAAAAUUCAGGUGUUGAAGAGCACAUAAACAGGAA
Molecule: messenger RNA, 3171 nt
Organism: Frankliniella occidentalis (western flower thrips)
Lineage: Eukaryota; Metazoa; Arthropoda; Insecta; Thysanoptera; Thripidae
Exons: 2
Coding region: 244-1815 (523 amino acids)
Source: RefSeq, a predicted model, not a curated record